CUGUAAAAUCCUAAAAUGUGGUAAAAAGUAUUUGGUGAAUUUAUAAAGGAGCAACUUUGACGACUCUUUUGGAUAUAUAAUAUCAGAUUUUACAUAUAUAAUAUCAGAUUUUACAGAUUUUCACGUUUCGUAUAACUCCUCUUAGUCAAACCUCGAUCUAUUACAAUGUCAUUGUCAAUAUCAGUAGAUCAGUCCAACAAUGAAGAGAUACUUCGUGAGUGUGAUGAAUACAUAUCUCGCCUUCGUUUGUCCAUUGACAUGAGAAUUGCAAAGAUGCGGGAGAUUAAUGAAACUAUCAGUAGUGAUCAGAUUUAUACUUUGAUAGCCCAUUCGCUCGAGACAUUUUCCCUUCUAGAUACAGCACAAAGAUACGAAGAGUUCGUGUAUUGUUUUAAUCAACGAAUCAGAAGCAAGAAUACAACCCUUGGUACCAUAUCAGCGAAAUUAAAGGGAAGUACACAAUUGCAAGAUGAAUUCGCAAAUGACGAGGAACCGAGAAGUGGAAGGUCUUCAACAAAAUCCGACAUUUCACUUUCAAAUAGCCAUGGAUUCAGUAUGAUUGGUGUACCUGAACCAAUAUCUGAUCCUGAAAUUGGAUAUGGUGGAACUAGUGUGCCUGAUGACGUGUUGGAAUCGGUCGAGGGUGCCGAUUUAAGCAAUAAACGAAACAGUGAAAUGGUAGAACUGAAUGACAGAGCUCAGCAACAUAUCCUUGCAGACGUAAGGGACCUGCCCCGUCAUCACCCGUCAUUUCGAAAAAGUUCCAUCGACGGCAAAGGAGUGCUUCAUAACCUUCCAGAUAAAUUGAAAAGCUCUACAGAUGAACGGAAAGAUGAGGAUAAAACCAGAGUUGGUGAAGAUAGUCAAUAUCAAAAUAGUGAGCCAUCGAUUGGUAUUCUGGAAGCAACGUUAUCAGGUAAUUCGUUAACGUCUGCGUGCUACACGACCGGACUCCAGACAUUGAUACAACAAGACCCCAAACUACAAGGGAAACCACUGCGCUACGCUGCCAUAAGUAAACUCUGUGAAUUGAGGAUCAAAGCGGAAAGGUAUGAGGACAGUAUGUCGAGGGAGGAGGUUGAGACCUGCGUCAAAACAAAACACGUCAGAUUGGAUGAAAGAUUGACGAACCGUCAGACGAUGCUUAAUGAUCCUCCAAGUCCACGGUUUAAGGUUUAGGCAGAUAGUGUAGCUGUCUGUCAUAUGAGUCACCAGGUCUGAUGAUGGGCGAACAAUAUUAUGUAAUUUGAUAUUGUAAACUUACCGCAUUUCAAUUA
Messenger RNA from Bolinopsis microptera, 1277 nucleotides. RefSeq lists its product as uncharacterized. Lineage: Eukaryota; Metazoa; Ctenophora; Tentaculata; Lobata; Bolinopsidae. Bases 166 to 1179 code for a protein of 337 amino acids. The transcript is spliced from 5 exons. The record is from RefSeq and is a predicted model, not a curated record.